CAUCUUCUAUUCCCCGUGUAGAAAGCCUUUUCUCAUCAACCACAACCCAAUAAUUCUCUCUCAACCCUAAUUUUCCCAUCCUAGGAGGAACUUUAAUUUUCCUAGUCGUUUAAUAAGUUUCUGGUGAUGGGCAAUUACAUUUCUUGCACCUUGGCUGUUCCUUUGAUGAAGAACACAAGGGCAACGCGUGUGAUCUUCCCCACAGGUGAAGUGAAGCAAUACAAGGAGCAAGUGAUCAAUGCUGCGGAGCUCAUGAUGGAGUGCCCCACUCACUUCUUAACCAACUCCAAGUCUCUACACAUCGGACGCAGGUUUUCAGCCCUUGGUGCCGAUGAAGACUUGGAGUGUGCUAAUGUCUACAUCUUCUUUCCUAUGAGAAGACUAAAUUCCGUCGUCACCCCCGCCGAUGUGGCUGUGCUCUUCAUGGUCGCGAAUGCGACCACAAAGAGAGUAUCUAAUGGCCAUGAUUUAAAGUCACAUGAUCAGUUAACCCGUGUUGGAAUAAAUGAUGAAGCUCCAAGGUUGAGUUUGGAAGGAGUUGAGUUAGGGUUUGGGAAUAGGUUGAGUUAUUGUAGGUCAAGGAAGCCUUUGUUGGAAACCAUAAACGAGGAACCCAUUUGGUUAAGGUGAAAGAAAAUGGAUAGAGGUGGUGACCAAAAUUAACAAUAUUAUAGAAUAUUAAUGCUGUGCAAAUUGUUCAACCAUUUUUGUGGCUUGAGUUAGGGUUAAUUUAGAAAAGUACUACUCCGGCGUAGGUGGGAUGAACCAAUUGGCAAGUUGCAGCAGAUUAGAAAGUUAAGCUUGCAAGAUACAUUCAACGUGUGGACCAUAGCUCAAAUGGAAAGAGGUUGAGAAUAGUCUUCUAACACUUGGCGUUGUAAGUUAAUAAUAAGAAGACUUUGUUUUCGAAUGUGCACGUUCGUCUUAACAAUUAAUUAUAUUUUGGACACGCGUUUCAAGCAAUAUAUAGAAACUUCCUUACAUCUCAUCAAAUUUAAUGUGGGUAGGUAGAAGAAUAAGGAUAGCUUUUGCACUAAUAUCAAAAGUUGAUAUAGUUAAACUUUUAUAUAGAUUGCAUGAUCACAAGCAAUACACACAUUCAUCCUAUUAAAUUAUUAUAGAUGCAUAAUUUAUUUGUUGAUUCA
Cajanus cajan (pigeon pea) is the source of this 1145-nucleotide messenger RNA. RefSeq lists its product as uncharacterized. NCBI's taxonomy places the organism in Eukaryota, Viridiplantae, Streptophyta, Magnoliopsida, Fabales, Fabaceae. The record is from RefSeq and is a predicted model, not a curated record.